AUGGAGCAUCAACAAAACCAACAACCUCCACCGCAAGGAGGCGUGCCGGGUCCUACCGGCCGCCGACUACACAUUGCUCAUCGCAGGAGUCCUUCCGAGUUGACACCGUUGAUGAGCAUGUUCUCGUCGCCAGGCAUGGAGCAACUGGCUAUUCAGCAGCAGAUUGAGCUGCUUCAGCAACAGCAGCAGCAGAUUCAGGCUACCCAUCAGCAAUAUGUCAACAUGGGCAUGAUACCUCCGACACAACACCUGGCACCUGGCGGAGGAUACAACCCACUACAACCACAAAUGCAAAACAUGUCACCACAAACGGGAUUUCAGUUCCCUAACCAGAUGCAACAACAGCCGCAGAUCAACGCUCCAAUGGGUGCACCCACCCAACCCUUAUCACAUCGCCGUAAUCAAUCGGCUCUUCCAAACAUGGGUAUGGGACCUCCACCUGCUCCCUCGUCUGGGGCAUCAGGCUCAGCCUUUGGAGACUUUGGAGGACACAACCGUGAGAACAGUUCAUCUAACCGCGGAGGUCGCGGGGGCGGACCUCCAGGCGGUGGACAUCAGCGUCGUCACUCCUUAGCGCUGCCAGAAGCGAAGAAGGCUGCUGAACUGGCACAGCAGAAACGAACCACCUCUGGAUUUCAAUUCCCUAUUCCUGGAGCUGGUGGUGCCACUCCUACAGAGUCGAGUGAGAGUCCAGCUGGUGAAGAUAACAAUGGACAAGGUCAGGCUACUGGAAACCAUCUCACGGCAGGUCCAUCUACUCGAGGAAGAGGGGGCGCUCAUGGCAGGAGCCAGAGUAUGGCAGUCGGUGCCAAUGCAAGAGGCGGGGCUUCUAUGCGUGGCGGAGGCUCUUUUCAAUUCCCUGCUAUGCAGACCGCACCGGACGCUGGUGCAGGCGGGCAACAACAAGGAAAUGAGUUCCAGCAGAAGCGUGGAGGUGGCUCUGUGGGUCACAACCGCAAUUCUUCUCGCAAUUUCGAGGGCAACUGGAGAAACCAACCGCCACAAGGUCAGGCACCACAGGAUCAGCAACAGCCUACUAUGGGCAACUUCCAAGGCCAACAGCAACAACAAGGUGGAUUCCAACCUGGACAUCGCAAUCGGGGAUCUAUGAACCAGUCCGUCAACAGCCUUGGCUCUUUCCAAUAUGGCCAACAACCACAGCUUGUUCAAUUGCCCCAAGGCCAGAUGGCUCUUGUCCAACAGCCAAUGUACCCUGGACAGCAGUUGAAUCCACUCCAGAUCAGUCAACUCCAGGCUCUGCAAGCCGCUCAAAUGAAUGGCCAAGUUGGUCUCGCAGGCAGCCAUCAUGCCCCCCAACUUUCCGCGCAACAACAACAGCAACAACGCAAAACGCUCUUUACACCAUAUUUACCACAAGCUACUCUUCCCGCACUCCUUGGGGAUGGCCAGCUUGUUUCUGGUAUCCUUCGUGUUAACAAGAAGAACAGAAGUGAUGCCUACGUUUCUACCCAGGACGGUCUCUUGGAUGCAGAUAUUUUUAUUUGCGGAAGCAAAGAUAGAAAUCGUGCACUCGAGGGCGAUCUUGUAGCGGUCGAACUACUUGACGUGGAUGAGGUAUGGGGCCAGAAGCGAGAGAAAGAAGAGAAGAAGAAGCGCAAGGAUAUUACCGACACCAGAGGUGGUUCUUCCGGUGGUAAUGCAGAUACAUCCCAUCGCGAUAACUCGACCAACGGCGAUAGACAGACCCACAACGAAAAUGGCACUAUGCGCAGACGUGGUAGCCUGAGACAGCGACCCACACAAAAGAAGAAUGAUGAUGUCGAGGUUGAGGGACAGAGUCUACUUUUAGUAGAGGAGGAGGAAGUUAAUGAUGAGCAAAAGCCACUCUACGCUGGCCACAUUGUGGCUGUCGUUGAGCGUGUUGCUGGACAGAUGUUCUCUGGAACUCUCGGAUUGCUCCGUCCUAGCAGUCAAGCUACCAAGGAGAAGCAAGAGGCUGAGCGUCAAGCACGCGAUGGUGGAAAUGGACGUCAACAUGAGCAACGUCAACAAGACAAACCAAAGAUUGUCUGGUUUAAGCCUACCGACAAGCGUGUGCCACUGAUUGCCAUUCCAACUGAGCAAGCACCUCGCGACUUUGUCGAGAAGCACAUGGACUAUGCAGACCGUAUAUUCGUCGCAUGUAUCAAGAGAUGGCCAAUCACCUCUUUACAUCCAUUUGGUACGCUUGUGGAGCAGCUUGGAAAGAUGGGUGAGCUCAAAGUUGAAACCGAUGCUCUUCUCAGAGACAACAACUUUGCCUCUGACGAAUUUUCUGAUGCCGUGACUCGAAGUGUUGGUCUCGACGACUGGUCGCUCGCAAAGGAGGACGAGACAGCAAUCAGCGCCCGUCGUGACUUCAGAGACGAGAAGACAUUUACCAUUGACCCCAAUGGCGCAAAGGAGCUCGACGAUGCUAUUCAUGUCAAGUCUGAAGGAGACGGAAAGAUCGAGAUUGGUAUUCACAUUGCCGAUGUCGCACAUUUCAUCAAGGCAAACUCUUUGGUCGACCGCGAGGCGAAAAAACGAUCCACAGCCGUGUUCCUGAUGAACCGUGAAUCUGCUAUGCUCCCUCCUAAGAUUGCCACCGAGAUCUGCUCUUUGACUCCUGGAGAAGAGCGUCUGACUGUCAGUGUUGUUUUCAAAGUCAACGCUCAUACUGGUGUUGUCUCCGAUGAAGACACCUGGGUUGGAAAGUCCAUAAUCAAAAGUUCUGGUAAACUUUCCUACAAGGAUGUCGACGCUGUCUUGACAGGUCAUGUCGACAUCAAGCUUCCAGGGGUGGAAGCAAAAGAUAUUCAAAUACUUCAUGCCGUUGCGCAAAAGUUCCGAGAACAGCGUUUAGGAACUGAUGGAGAGACAAUUGCUCCUCUCAGACUCAUCUACCAACUGGAUGAUGAGAAUGUGCCUGUGGAGCACAACAUAUUCGAUUCGACUCCUUCCCACGAGUUGAUCGAGGAAUUGAUGCACAAAGCUAACGCUUAUGUCGCUCAGAAGAUUUACGAGGGGAUGCCCGAAAAGGCUUUCCUCAGAAGACAAGGACCACCAAACCCGCGAAGACUUCAAACAUUCUCAGACCGCAUGAACAAGAUUGGGUUUGAAAUAGAUACUACAAGCAGUGGAUCUCUUCAGAACAGUCUGUUCAAAGUUGACGACACAAAUAUCCGAAAGGGUAUGGAAACUCUUCUCGUCAAAACGAUGCACAGAGCGAAAUACUAUAUUGCUGGAAAGACCCCAACCCACCUCUAUCCUCACUACGCGUUGAACCUACCUCUAUACACUCAUUUCACAAACCCAUCGCGUCGUUAUGCAGAUCUCGUUGUCCAUCGUCAACUCGAGGCUGUCCUCUCUGAAGGAAAGAUUGAGUACAACGAAGAUAUUGAAACUCUUGUCAAGACGACCGAGUCCUGCAAUACCAAGAAAGAUUCCGCUCAAAACGCCCAAGAACAGAGUAUUCACAUUGAGUCCUGCAGAGAAAUGGACAAGAAGCGAGAAGAAGCUGGCGGUGAACUUAUCACUGAAGGUAUUGUCAUUGCCGUAUACGAUUCCGCUUUCGAUGUUCUCAUCCCUGAGUAUGGCUUUGAAAAACGUGUUCAUUGCGAUCAACUGCCAUUGAAGAAGGCAGAAUUCCGUAAGACUGACCGAAUUCUUGAGCUUUACUGGGAGAAGGGUGUCCCAUCUUCUGCAUAUGUUCCAGAAGAUGAGCGUCCACGACCAGGUCUUUCCCAACGCACUACCAAUGCCGCAGCCGCUGCAAAGCAGGCUGCAGUCGCAGAGCGUGCUAAGAAAGAACAUGAAGAGGCCCAGCGCAAACAAAUGGAGACUGGAACAAUGUCAACCGAUGAUGUUGAGGCUCUCUUUGAGGAUGACGACGCUUCUGAUGUCGCAGAUAGUCUUGCGGGAGCUUCCCUGGCUGAGCGCCCUACCCAGAGCGUACCUCCAUCUCCAACCAAGAACUCUCUUAGCGCUGGUGGAAACCUCCACCGAACUCGAUCCGACUCCAAGGUACCAUCUGCAGAGCCAGCUGAAGCUAAACUCAGCCCUAAGGAGCGAUACUUGAAGCUCUUCACUCUCCGUGAGGAGAAUGGAGAAUACAUUCAGGAUGUGAAGGAGAUGACCAGAGUACCUGUGAUCUUGAAGACUGAUCUCACCAAGAGUCCUCCUUGCCUCACAAUCCGUUCGCUCAACCCAUAUGCUUUGUGA
Glarea lozoyensis ATCC 20868 is the source of this 4203-nucleotide messenger RNA. RefSeq lists its product as uncharacterized. Gene Ontology annotation, cellular component: exosome (RNase complex); P-body. The transcript has 4 exons. The coding region runs from base 1 to 4203 and encodes 1400 amino acids. Gene Ontology annotation, molecular function: RNA binding; 3'-5'-RNA exonuclease activity. The record is from RefSeq and is a predicted model, not a curated record. Gene Ontology annotation, biological process: mRNA catabolic process. NCBI's taxonomy places the organism in Eukaryota, Fungi, Ascomycota, Leotiomycetes, Helotiales, Helotiaceae.